CACAUCCUAGACUCGAUUAGAUACCAGUUACAUUCGUCAGAAACCCUAGAACGCAAAACUCUAGAUAGAAAUAUGACGCAGAAAGAUAAAAUGUUCAAAGGCCAACAGAAGAAGAAAUCGAUUCCUCCUAGUCGUCAUGGGAAAAUCCCUCACACUCGUAAAGGUAAGAGGUUCGUGAAGCCUUUGAAGGUCACAAAGGAGAUGGAUGCUGAUCGUGAGCUGAGCAAGUUCAUAAACCAUUGCAAUGAAGUAAAAGCUGCGACUGUUGCUAAUAAGGAAGGUGGACAGUUAAGUAUUGUUAAAGCACAGCCAGAGUCCACUGAUGGUGGAAAGUAAUAGUCGAGGACAGACUGCAGUGGCAUGCAUGAAUAGGUGAUAGUUUCAGAAAAUGCAAACUAAACUAGAUGUUUGUAGCAAACAGUUGUUGAUGUAGAGAUGUGCUCUUUCCUUUUUAUUUUUCUCUCCAUCUUGGUAGGUUUUGUGGUGGUUCUUUGUUUGAUUGUUUAACUUCUUCAUGUUUUCGGAAGACAAACAACUAUAUUUGAAAAUGGAUUGGUUAUUCAUAUAAAGAAAGCUUUCUUGCAGUUCUGCUACUUGCUCUAAA
Messenger RNA from Camellia sinensis, 604 nucleotides. RefSeq names its product 2,3-bisphosphoglycerate-dependent phosphoglycerate mutase. The record is from RefSeq and is a predicted model, not a curated record. NCBI's taxonomy places the organism in Eukaryota, Viridiplantae, Streptophyta, Magnoliopsida, Ericales, Theaceae.